Messenger RNA from Salvia miltiorrhiza (redroot sage), 1663 nucleotides. RefSeq names its product F-box protein At1g47056-like. The transcript is spliced from 4 exons. NCBI's taxonomy places the organism in Eukaryota, Viridiplantae, Streptophyta, Magnoliopsida, Lamiales, Lamiaceae. Gene Ontology annotation, cellular component: SCF ubiquitin ligase complex. Gene Ontology annotation, biological process: SCF-dependent proteasomal ubiquitin-dependent protein catabolic process. The coding region runs from base 129 to 1517 and encodes 462 amino acids. Gene Ontology annotation, molecular function: protein binding. The record is from RefSeq and is a predicted model, not a curated record.
UACAACAAUUCCCAUCCAUCCAAACUCAAAUCAGUUUUCUCCCCCAAAACCACCUCCACACCCACCAACUUCGCCCUUCUACGACGGCGGCGCGUGUUAUGGACGUGCCCUCGUGAGAGGAUCCGGAGAUGGGUCAAGCCACCUCCACCCACGGCCAUAACCCGGGCGAGCCGUCCGCCGACAACCAAGAACAAGACUUCACCUCCGCUAUCCCCGACGGAUGUCUAGCCUUGAUCUUCCAACGCCUGAGCUACGAUGACAGGAACAACUGCCUAUUGGUCUGCCGCCGCUGGCUUGUGGUGGAGGGCCAGAACCGUCGCCGCCUCGCCCUCAACGCCUCCAGCCGCGUCACCAUCCGCCUCCCCGCAAUCCUCACCCGCUUCGACUCCAUCACCGAGCUCGCCCUCCAUUGCAACCGCAACUCCGUCAGCAUAAACGACCACGCGCUGAUCCUCAUCUCCCAACGCUGCCACAACCUCGCCCGCCUCAAGCUCCGCCGCUGCCGCGAGGUCUCCGGCGUCGGCAUUCUCGCCCUGGCUCAGAACUGCAAAUCAUUGCGCAAAUUCUCAUGCACAUCGUGCACCUUCGGAGAUAAAGGCAUGGCUUCGCUUCUAAACAAUUGCUCUUCGCUUCAAGAGCUCUCCGUCAAGCGCCUCCGCGGCAUCAAAGAUGGCGAGCCAAUCAGCCCCGGUGUCGCUGCCUCAAGUCUUAGGUCAAUAAAGCUUAAAAAGCUAUACAACGGCCACUGCUUCUGCUCCUUGGUUACCGAAUCCAAGAACCUAACGACGUUGAAGAUCUUGAGCUGCACGGGAAAUUGGGACGGACUACUCCACGACGUUGCGAGGCGAAACAAUUUCUUGAAGGAGAUUCAUCUGGAGAAGGUGCAGGUGAGUGAUGUCGGGCUAACGGCCGUUUCCAAAUGCUCGAAUUUGGAGGUGUUUCACUUGGCUAGAGCUCCGGAUUUCUCCAACCAAGGGAUUUCCACCAUUGCUAACAAGUGCAAGCUUUUGAGGAAGCUCCACAUCGACGGCUGCAGGAGUAACCGGAUAGGCGAUUCGGGGCUGAUGGCGAUAGCGGAGAGCAGUGGUAACCUAGUGGAGCUGGUGCUGGUCGGGGUGGAGCCGAGCUCCGAGUGUUUGACGGCGAUCGGCUCCAACUGUCGGAAGCUGGAGACGGUGGCGCUGUGCUCGAGCAAGACCAUCGGUGAUCGUGAGAUCUCGUGCAUGGUGGCACGCUGCACGGCGCUGAGGAAGCUGCGCAUAAAGCGGUGCCGCGUGACGGAUUCGGGGAUCAAGGCGGUGGCCUACGGGUGUCCGAGUUUGGUGAGGAUUGAGGUGGACAAGUGUAGAGGGGUGUCGAGAGGAGUGGUGGAGUUGCUUAGGGAGAGGAGGGCGUCGUUGGUUGUGGAUUUGUACGUUGAUGAGGCUCAUGCUAAGCUCAUCCGCGCCAAAGUUUUGGCAAUCCUUUUCGUAUUCACAUUCUAUGUCAUUCUAUUGUUGAGAAAUUAUCUCUUCUGAACGUGUUUCUGAAUUCAUUUAUAUUUCUGCUUCGUCUUCUAUAUCUAGAACUAGAACUAGAACUAGAAGGAAGUCAUAGACUUGAAUUUUGUGCCUUAAAGUUUCCAACAAAAUAUAUAGAUAUGGGAAGUACAUCUUUAAAUGCA